This is a messenger RNA of Anolis sagrei ordinatus, 1811 nucleotides long. It is a transcript of the gene GHSR, whose product is annotated as growth hormone secretagogue receptor. Lineage: Eukaryota; Metazoa; Chordata; Lepidosauria; Squamata; Anolidae. Gene Ontology annotation, cellular component: plasma membrane. The record is from RefSeq and is a predicted model, not a curated record. Gene Ontology annotation, biological process: hormone-mediated signaling pathway; G protein-coupled receptor signaling pathway. Gene Ontology annotation, molecular function: growth hormone secretagogue receptor activity.
AUGCACAACAACAAAAGCAUCACUGAGCUGGUCAUGGAUUAUGACAAUGACACAUGGCCCAAGGACCCACUGCACCUCUUCCCUGCUUCCCUUCUCACUGGGAUCACUGUCACCUGUGUCCUCCUCUUUGUUAUUGGCAUCUUGGGCAACAUGAUGACCAUGCUGGUGGUCUCCAAGUUCCGGGACAUGAGGACAACAACCAACCUGUAUCUUUCCAGCAUGGCCUUCUCAGACCUUCUGAUCUUUCUCUGCAUGCCUCUGGAUCUUUUCCGCCUCUGGCAAUAUCGACCCUGGAACUUUGGGAAUCUUCUCUGCAAGCUCUUCCAGUUUGUCAGCGAAAGUUGUACCUAUGCCACCAUCCUCAACAUCACUGCCUUGAGUGUCGAGAGGUAUUUUGCUGUCUGCUUUCCACUCUGGGCCAAAGUGGUGAUCACCAAAGGCAAAGUUAAGCUGGUUAUUCUUGUGCUCUGGGCUGUAUCUUUUGUCAGUGCUGGCCCUAUCUUUGUCCUGGUUGGGGUUGAACAUGAAAAUGGCACCAAUCCCCUGGAGACAAAUGAGUGCCGAACCACAGAGUAUGCGAUCCAGUCAGGGCUCCUAACCAUCAUGGUGUGGACCUCUAGCAUCUUCUUUUUCCUGCCUGUGUUUUGCUUGACCGUCCUCUACAGCCUAAUUGUAAGGAAACUCUGGAGGAGGAAGAGGAAGGAUAUUGGACCCAAGACUUCUAUCAGGGACAAGUAUAACAGACAGACUGUCAAAAUGUUAGCUGUGGUGGUUUUUGCCUUCAUACUCUGCUGGUUGCCUUUUCACAUUGGCCGUUAUCUGUUUUCCAAAUCCUUUGAAGCUGGAUCCUUGGAAAUUGUUGUCAUCAGCCAGUACUGCAACCUGGUAUCCUUUGUCCUCUUCUACCUGAGUGCCGCCAUUAACCCAAUCCUGUACAAUAUCAUGUCAAAGAAGUAUCGGAAAGCAGCUUACAGGCUCUUUGGAAUCAAGGUGCCAAGAAGGAAAAGACUCUUGUUGACAAAGGAAGGAGGUUCCUGUGCUUGGACAGAGUCCAGUGUCACUGCAACAUGACAGUGUGGAUGGGACACAAUUGUCACCUAAAGCCAUAACAAAAUGGAAAAGAUGUUCAGGUUCAAAGGAUGUUAUGCUGUUUCUUUUCAUGAUUCAGGACAGGUGCAGUUUUGAAAUGCAGAGAACGGCAUGGAAAUAGAAAACAUAGAAAGUUGCAAGCAUGUUUAUGAAAGUGUCACUGAAAAAUGCUCUGCCAGUGAAAAUGUGGAAACAGCACUUGAUGUUGCAUGAGUGUGGUGAUCUAGCUUGCAUCUCAGGUUGGAGAAAACAAGAGUUGCUGUCUCAGCUGUGUAGUGUCAGCUGGGACUAAGAGAUUGAGAGAGGCAGCCCUGCAAUGAUGUUUCAUGGUUCCAUGCCCCUAACCAUAGGUUCCAUCCAUUGAGUGGGUCCCUGGAGCACAGCUGGAAAUCUAAUUACAGCAAUAGUGAGCAACUUUGUUCUGGGUCUAAUAACUCCUAUCAGCACUGACCAGCAUGGCCAAUGAGGAAGGAGGGUGAAUCUUGCCAGCUAAGUGGAAUGAUCAUAGGGGAAGUGCUAGAAUUCCCUCAGGUAGUUUUCAUGAGGGACUUCUACAUCUAUACUUGACACCAUCCUGUUGGUAGUUGCUCAGGUCUUUAUGACAUUGAAAGCAACUGUGGGUCUGUGUCAAUAGAUCUAUGGCUCCCCACAUUCCAGAAGAUACAGUUGAAAUAUGGUUUUCUAUAAUGUGGGAAGGUGGUUCUGGAGGAACUUUCUGUCCU